Spodoptera exigua (beet armyworm) is the source of this 2797-nucleotide messenger RNA. The record is from the annotation of a GenBank genome assembly. Lineage: Eukaryota; Metazoa; Arthropoda; Insecta; Lepidoptera; Noctuidae.
UAGAAUAAUUGUCAAAUUGUUAGGUUUUCUCUGGAUUCUUGCCUAACGUUUUGAUUGAUUUGUCUUUCUUGAUAGCGAUUUGUGAUGAUAUCACAAAUACUUAUUUAGAGAUUCUGUGUAAUGUUAGUGAAUUCUUUCUUUGUUCAUAUUUUUCGUUAGUGUCUGGAGAUUUUUGUAUCAAUAAAACUGGUACUUUAACGACAAUGUCAUCAUUAUCAUUUUGUACCUAAAAAUAUGUCAGAAUCGAAGGGGCCCGAACACAAAUUAAUUGACUUCGAUCCUAUUUUGCCCGAUCAGGGGAUUCUCUUUUACGAAGAAUGUCCACCGGAGUAUGAAAUUGAACGGCCAAGAUUAUUGCCUUUGAAAUCUACGACUCAGAUUAGAUUUGAGCAGCUGCAGCACGAAGCAGCCAGAGUUUGGAGGGAGAAGCAGAGAACUGCAAAGAAAAACUAAUUUUAUUUGUGUUUGGAACAGUGUAGUGUUGUGACAAAAUGGCUUACACGUUGUUUGUAAUAGAACUAAUAUCUGCAUUUGUAUUAGCAGCGACUUUACUAUACAGAUAUGGUGACUGUUAUAGGAACCACAUAAUAGUGACAGUGUCAGUGCUGACAGCAUGGUACUUCUCCUUCGUGAUUAUGUUCAUCUUGCCCCUAGAUAUAUCAUCGACAGUGUAUCGACAAUGUAUGGAAAAUGCGACUAAAAUAACGGAGACAACACAAUCGUUACUACAGAAUAGUACAACAACUGUCGCACCACCAGGUACUGAGUGUAUCAAACCAUACAGUUUUAUGGGUUCUAAUGUGUUCCCUAAUCUCUGGAGAAUUGUAUAUUGGACAUCACAAUGUCUUACUUGGCUAAUAAUGCCUAUGAUGCAGUCUUACAGCAAAGCUGGAGACUUCACCGUAAAGGGCAAACUAAAAUCAGCUCUAGUCGACAAUGCUAUCUACUACGGUUCAUAUCUAUUCAUAUGUGGCAUACUACUUAUAUACAUCGCCUUAAAACCGGAUGUGCACUUGGAUCCCCCAAAAAUAAAAACCAUAGCAUCAUCAGCCAGUAAUACUUGGGGUCUGUUCCUCUUAAUCCUGCUCCUCGGAUAUGCCCUCGUAGAGGUGCCUAGGAACCUCUGGAAUAAUUCUAAAAAGAAUUACACUUUGACCUACUGCUACUUCAAGAUUGCUAAGCUGAGUACUGACAAAUGUGAAGCUGAAGAAACAGUUGAUGAUAUUUUGGAUAGUUUAAAAGCCGUAACUGCAGCAGUAGGGUCAGGGCAUCCCCUGUACCGCCAUGUCGACACCAUAGUACAAAAGUUGCCUAUACAGCUUCGUGACAGACUCAAUGGCCGUGCGCCACCCGAUAGACCCACACCACCAUCUUUGAAGUCACUUGUCAAUUUACACAAAAAGACCAUCAAGGCGCUACACGUGCUUCAACGUACGGAGACGCAGUGGGGUCUGAUGCUGGAACGUAUCUUCCAUCUUGAGGAUGUUGCCACGAACCAGCGGUCUCCAGACCAUCGAUUCCAACACACAUUUCACACACCACGGCCAAGAUUACAACGUAUAUUCUAUCCGCCAAUCGUUGAAUGGUACUGGGAAUGUUUCCUGCGGCAGUACUUCCUGAAGACGAUGGCGGUGAUCACUGGCAUCAUGUCCGUGGCCGUCGUCUGGUCGGAAAUGACGUUCUUCUGCAAAAAGCCUGUGCUUUCCAUAUUCGCCAAUAUCGUCAUUGCAGCUACCGACUCUUAUAAUUAUUUGGCUAUUGAGGCAAUUUCAACAAUAAUAAUAGCGUACAUGUUCUACUGCGCGUAUUCCACCGUGCUGAAGAUCCGUCUCUUGAACCUCUACUACUUGGCUCCUCACCAUCAGACCAAUGAGUACAGUCUCAUCUUUUCCGGCAUGAUGGUCUGCCGGCUGACUCCUGCCAUGUGUCUCAACUUCCUCAGUCUUAUACACAUGGACUCGCACGUCAUCAAAACGAGUGUUAUGGAGACUUAUUAUACGCAGAUAAUGGGUCACAUGGACGUGUUGGGCAUCAUAGCGGAAGGCUUCAACAUUUACUUCCCGAUGCUAGUGGUACUGCUGUGCGUUGCCACCUACUUCUCAUUAGGCAGCCGAUUGCUCUCACUCUGCGGCUUCCAGCAGUUUGUGGGAGAUGAUGAACUCACCACCGACCUUGUGGACGAAGGACGGGAGAUUGUGAAACGAGAGAAACGCAAGCGUCAACGUGCCGAAGAAUCGCUGACUCGCCGCCGUGACUACAGCGAAAGGUUUUCCAACUACAGGUCGGCACGCGAUGUACAAGAUGGAGCCCACACUGGGCUUCUGAACGACGUGGACUCAGAUUACUACGUGCAACCAAGCCCUGAGCGUAACCAACCGCAGCUGACAGGCUACCAACGCGCCGAGCUACCCUACAAUAGGGCCAACCUUACCCUUGAAGAUGAACUAGACCACCGCUUCGGGGAAAGUACCCUGCCGUCCAUACGAAGCGAGUUCGACGAUCGACGUCGGGACAAAAUGACCAUCCCACCCCGUGGACUGUUUGACGAUGUAUAAAGUGCAAUAUAACAUUAUAAUAUUAGAUAAUUUUGUCAGAGUUUUUGUCGAGGUAUUGUCAUUCUAACAGAAUUUUGAAAUGUCUCGAAAUAAGGUAAGAUGUUACUUAUCAUAAUGAAAGUAGUGUACAGUCAAGAAGGCCUUAAGUAACAACAUAAAGUAACUUCAGUUAAUUUUUUACAAGAUUUAAAUACAUAAAUUAAAACUAACAUAUGAUUUCAGUACAAUAUAUGUAAAAAAAA